Messenger RNA from Cololabis saira (Pacific saury), 1869 nucleotides. RefSeq names its product mucin-1-like. NCBI's taxonomy places the organism in Eukaryota, Metazoa, Chordata, Actinopteri, Beloniformes, Belonidae. The record is from RefSeq and is a predicted model, not a curated record. The coding region runs from base 125 to 1207 and encodes 360 amino acids. The transcript has 6 exons.
CAGCCCCUGGCUGUUAUUCAGCUGCUUCAGUCUGUUCUUCUCUGCAACAACACAGCAACGCUUCGGAAGGAAAUAAAGCUGAUUCCAUCUGGAUCCACCCUAUUGUGGAAGUCAGCCAGAAGACAUGGAAGUUAAGGCAGAUGAUGAACUGCUCAGCCAAGAGACGAAUGAGCUACAACAGGAAAGUGCCUCUGCCGGCUCCGUGGCCCCUGCCCAGGACUCUGCCGGCUCUGCGGCCCCUGCCCAGGACUCCGCCGGCUCUGCGGCCCCUGCCCAGGACUCUGCCGGCUCUGCGGCCCCUGCCCUGGGCUGGAUAAAGUGGUUUACACAACUCGUCGGUUGUGUAAGCAGCAAAGUUAAGGUCUAUAAAGUCACUACAGGAGAAACAUUUGGAGCAGAUGAAGGUCUACUGAGACAAAUGACAGAUGGGCUACAUGUGAAUUUCACAAGCCCAGAGGAGAGUGAUGUCAUCAUUGUCUUCUGUCCAAUCAGCUCUCGUGUUGGGUCAGAUGUGGAAGCAGCCAUGAGGGAGGUUUCAGAUGAUAAAAAGAUCAUUCUGGUUGUGAUGCAUCACACCCGAGAUGUCGACUACUCAACCGGUGGGAGAAGGUGGUCUGAGACUUUCAGGAAUGUUGUCCUGGAUGUUGAUGUCCUCUUCCACGAGACUGUUCCAGGACUACUGAUCUGUGAUGAAAACAGGAAGGCCGUCCGCCAAAUACAGGAUGCUUUAGCUCAGUAUAAUAAUAGUAUUGGCAUUUCUGAUAACAAUGGAAACUGGUUCCCACGACAAUUAUGGAAGAGACUCCUACCUGAGACUCAGACAGAAUCAGUCUCUGACAGCAGCAGCAAAGCCCCUGCCCAAGACUCUGAUGGCUCCGCGGCCCCUGCCCAGGACUCUGCCGGCUCCGCAGCCCCUGCCCAAGACUCUGCCGGCUCCGCGGCCCCUGUCCAGGACCCUGCCGGCUCCGCGGCCCCUUCCCAGGACUCUGCCGGCUCUGCGGCCCCUGCCCAGGACUCUGCCGGCUCCGCAGCCCCUGCCCAAGACUCUGCCGGCUCCGCGGCCCCUGCCCAGGACCCUGCAGGCUCCGCGGCCCCUUCCCAGGACUCUGCCGGCUCUGCGGCCCCUGCCCAGGACUCCCCCGGCUCUGCGGCCCCUCCCCUGGACUCCGCCGGCUCCGCGGCCCCUCCCCUGGACUCUGUGACAUAGGGCGAAGUUCGUACAUGUAAAAAAAUAAUUUGUACAACUAUACAAAUAUUAAGUAGCCUAUAUAGUUAAGUAUGUUCAACUUUAGCCGUAAUCCCUGUAGGUAAUGAUGCCAUAUGGAUCUAGUUUUUAUUUGUGUUUUAUGUACAUGUAUUAAAAUAAAUAAAUUGGUAUGGUCAUAUGGCAUUUUUAAUAGAAAAAUUGUUUACAAUAAGGCUAUGAUGGGUAGAUACAUUUAGUCAGACUAUGAUGGGAAUCAAAUUGGUUCAAGAAUGAGUCCCAGCCUUGUGGCACACAGUCCACAGUAAUUUCACACUAAUCCACAGACCAGAGUGCUGUUUCAUAGUCCAGAAAAUGCUCAAUGGCAGGGAAUCAAGUAUUCAGGGAUGUAACCUAGUGUAUAGUUGAUGGACACUCCAGCCAUAGAUAUAAAACACUGGAUGUCACAGCCUUUUGGCAUGGCAAGUCAUCUUGAUGCAUGUUUCCUGUUUUUUCAGUCAGACAACACGUUUUACCGCCAUCUGCUAUAAUGUGCUUAUUGCAUUGUUGCCAAUUGAUGUUCAGUCAAGCAGCGCUAUUUCUGAGUGAAAAUGGUGGUAAUACUGUUGGCCCCUGAAGGUUACAUUUGGCCCCAUAAUGGCCCUGGUUUCAGAAGAAUCCUAGAA